UUGAUUGUUGAAAUUUGCAUGUGGUGGAUCUAAUGUCUUCAUUUGACAAAUUAUCAGUGCAAGGUGUGAGGUCUUUCGGGCCCAAAGAGGUGGAUAGACAGCAAGUCAAGUUCGACUCCCCGCUCACCAUCAUUGUGGGAAGAAAUGGUUGCGGAAAGACCACGAUAAUCGAAAGUCUCCGUUACAUCACGUCAGGUGAGUUGCCUCCUGGAACAAAGGGUGCGCAAUUCAUACACGAUCCAAAGAUAGCACGGGAGACAGAGACCAAGGCUCAAGUGAGACUCAAGUUCAACGACGUAGCCGGAAAACCAGCGACAGUGACUCGCAACAUGCAGGUAGUGCAGAAACAGAAGAAAGCAGAGUUCAAAACUAUCGAAGGCGUGAUUAGCCGACUGGACAGUGCCACUGGUCAGAUCGAGAGCAGCAUGAGUAGCAAGUGUGCAGAUAUAGAUAAAGAAAUGACAGUUAGUUUGGGGGUGAGCAAAGCAGUGCUGAAUAAUGUCAUCUUCUGCCACCAGGAGGACUCCAACUGGCCCCUGGAUGAUGGGAAGAGUGUCAAGUCUAAGUUUGACGAAAUAUUCGCAGCAUCAAGGUACAUCAAGGCCAUAGAUGAGCUAAAGAAGGUGCGCAAAGUGAUCAGUGAGACAGCCAGGAGUGCAGAAUUGGAGGCGGGAUUCCUCCUGGCCAACAAAAACAAGUGGAAGGAGCUGCAGACACUCAAGCAGAACAGCGAACAGAAGAUGGUCGACAUCAGUUACAGAAAGGAAACUUUGGACGACCAAAGGCAAGUGAGUGAAGACCGAUUAGCAGCAAUAUCAGAACAACUCAAAGAAAUCAACAGAAUAGCGGCUAAACGAGACGCACUAUCGACCAAAAUAGACGAGAAGAAACAUGCGAUCCAACAAAUGAAGAAUAGUUUGCAAUCUUGUGGAGGAAUGUUUGAUGGGACGGACGACGAGUUGAACGACCUGAUCGAAAACCAUGACGUCAUUUCCGCGAAACGGAAGAAAACGGUGAACGAAUUAAGUAAUCAGUUGAACGACGAUAACAAGAAAAUUGAAAGACUUUCAGAGGAAAUUGACCGGAAAAAAUCAGAGUUGAACAACUUGAAAACGGAAUUGGCCCUACAUGAAAAAGAUUGUACUAACCGUGAUCAUCUUAUUUCGCAGCUAGCAAGAGAUUUUAAUUUAAGUGGGUUUGAGGUUCCAUUAGACCAAGAUGAUCGGUCAAGAUUUAAAGCGCUCAUGACCGAUAAAUUGAGAGAAUUAGGACGAAAAAAGGAAAAUGAGAAAAAUAGGUAUUCGAGGGAAGAAAAAGAAGCUCAGGAAAAAAUUGAUAAGUUUAUGCUUGAUCUUGCUCAAUGUGACGAGGCAAUAAAACGUGAAUCAGAUGACUUAAAUCAAGCUAAAAAUAUCAAAAUGCAAUCCGAAAAACAGUUAAAUGACAUUCAGAGAAGUGCCUCUAAAAUAUUAAACCUCAAAUCUCAAGUUGAGAAAUCAAAGAGAAAACAAGAGGAGCAUGAACAAAGUAUGGACAUAAAUGACAUGGAUAGGAAACGAGAAAAUUUCAAGUCAAAAGUUGAUGCGAACGAACAGAAAUUGAAACAUCUUAGCGACGAAUUGAAUGAAUCGUAUAAAAACUUGGCUUUAGUUGAAUCAAUAACAAAUCUGAAAGCUGCAAUUAAAUCAAAAGAAAAGUCAAAUGAUACCAUUAUCAGCAAAAGGGAAGACGAUCUCAUUACGAUUUUGGAUUGUUUGCCAGAAAAAGAGUUGAAAGCUAAAAUAACAAAAGCACUUGAAAUGAAAACUGCAGAAUUAGCUAAUGCUUCGAAGGUCUUCAACGAAAAGCACCUAAAACUACAGUCACUGAAGUUUCAGAAAACUGCAACAUCUGAGAAGUUGAACAAGAUAAACAGUGAAAAGAUGAAGAUUGAGGGCGAAAUUGAAGUUGGCGAAGAUUUUGAAAAGCAGAUGGAAAAGGUUAAUCAAGAAAUGAAAGAAAUCCAGGACAAAAUUGGCUACUUAAAAGGAAGUUCAGCUGUAUACUCACAUUACUGUGCCAAAUUGAAGGAAAAGUCUCCGAAGUGCCCUGUAUGUUUUCGAGGCUUUGAAGCAGGGUCAGGGGCGUCGGCAAGAGAAUCGGCCGAUCGGCUGCAGGAAUUGAAAAACCGAGUACCUAGUUCGCUGAAAACCGAGGAACAAAAACUGAAAACGAAGGAAACUCAACUGAAGAAGUUAUACGACAGCAAACAUUUGUACGCAAAGUAUGAAGAUAUUACUCAAGAAAUCCCUGAGUUAAGAAAACAAAUAGAAAUUGAUUCGCUCGAAAUUGCCUCGUUGGCACGAGAAGUUGAAGAUGAACAACAGAAAAAGGAUUUUGUUCAAAGUGACGUCACGAUGUUGCAAGACUCAAUUGCAGACGCUUCAGAAUGGGAUCGAAACCAAAGGGAUUUAGUUGAUUUAAAGGAAUCUUUGAAAAGUGAAGAAAUAAAACUAAAUUAUACUGGGAGUUUAAAAGGUACGAAAGAAAUAGAAGCUGAGAAAAAUAAGAUAGAAAAAUUUCUUAAAACAGUGAAAGAGGAUUUGGAAGAAGUAGUGUCAAAAAUCGAUUCGUUCACGAAGGCGAAAGCAAAGUUGCACGAAGAAACUUUGCGACUGGAACAAGAUUUGGUCGAAUUGAGUUCGACAAAUCAAAGAGCGGAUCAGAUUUCGGAGAAAGUGAAGGAGCUUGAACAGAAAUGUGUCCAAUUGGCAGAAAGUGUUCGGGCCAAUAGGGCUAAAGUUAGUCCGCUUAGGGAGAAAUUGGAAUCGGCUAAAGUAGAAAAGGCGAAUCUUGUAAGAGAAAAAGAGAGAGUUCUGAAUAAACUUACGGAUGAAGAUUCAAACUGCGCCGCCAAACUGAAACAGAUAUCUGAAAUUGCAAGCAAAAUCAACUCGUUUGACUUUGACCAGAAGAAGGCUACUUUUGAUGAUACAGAAAGCCAAGUUGGGGAGAAUGAAAUUCAACUGAAGAAAUCAAAGGUCAGGCUGAGUGAAGGUCAAAGUAAGGUGGAUCGAUUGAAGAGUGAGGUUGCGAACGAAGCUAUGCAAAGGAGAGCAUAUGAUGACAAUUUGAACCUCAGACUUGCCAUGCAGGAAAAGUCUAAACUGCACCAGGAGCUCACAGAUGUGGAUAAGUCGAUGGGGCGAACUGGAAAAACGGGAGGAUCCUUGCAACGAGAAUACGAACAGCUGCUGCAGGAGGGUGAGCGAGUGACUCGCGAGUUCCACCAGACAGACGGGCAACUGAGGGAACUGAAGAGCACCUUGGCCACUCUGGACAAACAGCUCAACGACAAGAUAUACAGUGAGGCCAGCCAUCAGUGGAUCCGCAAAGUGGCAGAGUGGAAGUCUAACAAACUGGCAUGUGCUGAUCUGGACAAGUUUGGAAAGGCGUUGGACAGUGCCCUGAUGCGGUUCCACAGUGUGAAGAUGGGGGAGAUCAACCAGGUAUUGAGUGAAUUGUGGAGAGAGGUGUACACCGGAAGAGACAUAGACUGCAUAGAGAUACGGACGGAGGAAGGCGAAAACAGCUCACACACACGCAAGACAUACAACUACAGAGUCGUCAUGCUCAAGAUUGAGAUUAAUUUCAAGCAGGAAAAUGCAUUACUGUCUCCAAUGGGAAAAUCCUAGCAACUUUCCAGAUUUUGCAGAAUACAUCAAGCGCGUUCCAAAUGAUCCGUUCUCGGCAAAUUGUAGCAUCUGUCGCGGAAAACCAUUUCAGUUGAGCAAUAUUGGCAAACGAGCUUUGAAAAGUCACGCAGAGGGCGAAAAGCACCAAGACGCACUGAGGCUACGACGUACAGUGGGACCAUUAUUCACCCCGGCUGUACCGGAAGGCGAACCUUCGACUGAGAUUCCUCAUCAGCCUGCCGAAAAGGAGGCAGAGGUUGGAAAUAUUGUCUUGCAGGAGGUAUCCGAAGCACCACAGACCAGUUUUGUUAUUUUGUUUCCUUACUUUGCUUCUCAAGUUUAUGGGGCUGUUAAGUUUUCAAAGCUUGCUCUAUGCUUUGAUGAGGCAUUCAAUUCAGUUAUUAAUAAAGGGCGACUGGACGUGCAUUGUAUUUACUGUAUUGUGUUGCUGUGUCUAGAGCUGAAAGACUGUUUCAGAUGCUCUUCGAGGACGGACACAUCUCUUUGGAUGUUGCUGGUAAGUCAUAGAAAAAAUUCUUGACAAAGAGUUCGUAAAAGCUGCUAAAGAUUUCUCGAUAUCAGACAGGUUUGAUGGGUUCUUUAAGCAACAUGUCAAAAAUGGCUCUGACAUUCAUAAACCUCUAAAAUUAAUCUUGAUAUUGUUUCAUGGUAAUGGGCGCGUCGAAGAAGGUUUUUCGAUAAAUGAGAGCAUCUUUCUCAAUAGCAUGAAGGAGCGCACAGUCAUAGAUCAGAGAUUUGUACACGAUUGGAUCCUUCAUUCUGGUAAGCGGUUGUCCCGUGGUUUGGUGGACAAACGUAUGAUGGAUGCAAUAAAAGGUUGUCGGCAACGCUACGAAAAAGCCUAGGAAACUGACCAAAAGAAUCAUACACAGAAAGAAGAAAAAGAAACGCCAAACAAUCGACCAACUAGUGAAACAGGACAGAGAAGUGCUGAAUUUGGAAAUUGACCAUAAAAAGCAGAAAAUAAUAAAUCUGUGAAGCGAAUUGAUUGUUUUCCAUGGAAAUGUUUUUUGAAUUUAGAGGCACAUCGUUGUGCAAAAGUCAGAGAAUUUGUUCGGCGAAUGUCAGGGAAUGUUAAAUUGAAAAUACUG
Symsagittifera roscoffensis is the source of this 4786-nucleotide messenger RNA. Its product is annotated as DNA repair protein RAD50-like. The transcript is spliced from 10 exons. Gene Ontology annotation, cellular component: Mre11 complex; nucleus; condensed nuclear chromosome. The record is from RefSeq and is a predicted model, not a curated record. Gene Ontology annotation, biological process: telomere maintenance via telomerase; chromosome organization involved in meiotic cell cycle; telomere maintenance via recombination. Gene Ontology annotation, molecular function: G-quadruplex DNA binding; single-stranded telomeric DNA binding; double-stranded telomeric DNA binding. Bases 33 to 3674 code for a protein of 1213 amino acids. Lineage: Eukaryota; Metazoa; Xenacoelomorpha; Acoela; Convolutidae.